AUGGCUUUUGCUGGGGAAACUUCCGAUAUCUCUACUGCGUACUACGUAGGUCUCGCAGACCCGAAUGGGGUGGAGCUGGCUGGGAUCAACUUAGCUCGGGUCGCACAAGGAUUUUUCUGCAGAUGCACGAAUAUUCCAGUUGAUUUCUUGGCGGCUAAAUGGAGGAAAGUAAAGGAUUUGUUCAGAUACAAUUUGGACGACGCCGGUCAAGGAUGCCAGCGCAUUACCAAUUUCACCAGUACCCGUAAGAGCGUUUCCCUUGGAGAGAGUCCUUUCCUUCCACGAAGCUUUUCAGGACGAGACCCGGCUGGGCGGGGUUUGAGGAAACACCUUCAUAAAGGCUCUCUAAUGUGGGACAGCCUCUUGCCAGCUGGAUUUCGAGGUGGCAAAAAGUCGAACAAACCCACCGCUCCUUAUGCCCUGCGGAGGCUAGAUUCGUCAUUCCAAUUUAACGCGGAAUUUCAUUUGCCUCGGCCAAAAUCACUGCAGAAGUCGCUGGAGAAGGUGCUUCAACACAAACGCACUUUGACAGCUGUUUGUGCCCGUGUCGAAGCGUCAUUGUGCUCCUCAUCCAUAUCAUCAGCCACAGGAGGCGUUAGUGCGGACAACUUAUUCCUGUAUUGUCUUGGUGCAAGAUUCGUACCUCCAGUGGAAGUUGCCGAAGGAAGAAAUUUGCGUCGAAUCCUGGGCCCCUCCUUUCGAACCUGA
Messenger RNA from Histoplasma capsulatum G186AR, 708 nucleotides. RefSeq lists its product as uncharacterized. The record is from RefSeq and is a predicted model, not a curated record. The transcript is spliced from 5 exons. Bases 1 to 708 code for a protein of 235 amino acids. Lineage: Eukaryota; Fungi; Ascomycota; Eurotiomycetes; Onygenales; Ajellomycetaceae.